Molecule: messenger RNA, 366 nt
Organism: Vicia faba (fava bean)
Lineage: Eukaryota; Viridiplantae; Streptophyta; Magnoliopsida; Fabales; Fabaceae
Source: the annotation of a GenBank genome assembly
AUGUCGACACCAAUUCUCCUACAGCCACCACCCUUAGAGGUAACCCAACAAGCAUACACAACCCAUUCAGGUCACGGGUCGAUGGGACCCGUCAUUGCGGUUCUGGCAGUCAUCACUGUUCUGGGUAUCAUUGCUGGUAUGAUUGGUAGGCUUUGUUCGGGUGGUCGCGUCAUGGGGUAUGGCGAAUACGACAUUGAAUCAUGGAUUCAAACCAAAUGUUCUUCUUGUGUAGGCAGCAGAGUAGCCCCUCCUCCACCACCGCCGGUGAAUGAACCCGACGCUAUUCAGGAUUCUCAAGAGAUAAAAGAAGAUCAACACUCACAACAAGAAUCCAGGCAAAGCUCACUUGGUCAUAAUAGUAGUUAA